This is a messenger RNA of Ornithodoros turicata, 3131 nucleotides long. RefSeq names its product endothelin-converting enzyme-like 1. Gene Ontology annotation, biological process: protein processing. Lineage: Eukaryota; Metazoa; Arthropoda; Arachnida; Ixodida; Argasidae. Gene Ontology annotation, molecular function: metalloendopeptidase activity. Gene Ontology annotation, cellular component: plasma membrane. The transcript is spliced from 24 exons. The coding region runs from base 438 to 2642 and encodes 734 amino acids. The record is from RefSeq and is a predicted model, not a curated record.
UGUAAACAUGGUUGGUCAGCGCGUGCAGCACCUACUCGCGCUACCGCUACUACCGCACGAAGAACCUCGUGAGGUCUGGCAGUCCCACCGCUCCUUUUCGUGCUCGGCGUACCGCAAGAAUCGCAGCUUCCCUUAAACGUUGCUCGUCACCACGAACCAUUGUCACCCUGGAGACAGCGGAGAGCUCUGAGAAAGACGUCGAGGGCCCCGACAGUUCGCCGGCGUCACCGUUGACCGAAAGCCCCGACAACCGGACGCGGCUGCUGAGCUCCACUCCGGCUCCGCAAUGGAACGAUUUCUCCAACUACGACCUGAGCAAUCCUGCGAUACACCUGGAGCUCUUUCGCGGGAAACAAUACGGUGCCGAAACAGCCUCUUCGUUCUCUCUCUCAACAAACGCGUUCUGGGACGGUCGCACGGCGUUAGAGCAGUGCCUGAUGGUCUUCUGUGUGUCCACCAUACUCAUCAUUACUAUGAUGCUUACCUUUACUUUCUACUACGCUAAGGAGUACAGCAAAGCUGAACGCAGAAAACAGGUAGGCAUCGAAUACUACGAGUGCGAGUCGUCCGUUUGCCACGAUGCAGCAAUUGAACUGAAAGACACCUUGAACCUCGACAAGGAUCCAUGCAAGAACUUCUACGAGUAUGUGUGCAGCCUGUGGCCCAACCGCUACCAGAUCCCGGAUGACAUGGGACUCUACUCCGUUAAGGACACCGUCAGAGAGAAGGAACGACAAAGACUCAUCCCUCUGCUCAUCAAAGGACAUCUGGAAGACCAGAGGUUUACAGACGAGCGGUCCGCUGUGCGCAUGUUUCAGUCCUGCCGAAACCUACGAAACACGGACCAAGUCGGUGUGUACGGCCUGCGCGAAGUCCUGCGCUCUAUGGAUCUUGGCGAUUGGCCCUACAUUACCGGCGAGAAGCUGCCUGACGCUAAGACUGUCGUUCUCAAGACAAGCGCACACUAUGGCUUUGCUUUCGUCUUCGCCCUCAGCGUAGAACCUGAUCCGCGAAAUUCCCGGGUCAACAUGCUGCAGGUGGACCUCUCAAACACACUCCUGCACUCCAACUUCUUGACGUCCAACCACGAAGAACACUCUAGCUUAUUGAAGGCAUACGACCAAUACUUCAAGCAUUCGCUCAAGGCAAUCCAAGGUAGCAAAGCAGCAAACAGCGUGUUCAACGACAUCUUGACCUUCGAGACUCUGAUGGCUCAGCAUUCAAGUCACCGCACUCUUCGUGAGUUGACGGAAUUUAACGAAGACAACAUUGUUCGCCUACAGGACCUCAAGAAGGGUUCUGUUUCGGGCACUAGCCACCAAGCAAAGGGCUUGCUGGCUCGUAUAAUCUACGACAUCUACCUAAAGGCCAGCGUCCCUCUCUCUGCCGGUGAAGAGGUCCUUGUGUGGAACUCCUCAGCCAUCGAGGCCCUGGAUGCCUUCUUCGUGGACGCCGACAAAACGCGGUUGUUGUUAAACUACGUCGGCUGGCGUGUUGUGGAAACUCUAGGACCAGCAACCAACCAGGAGCUUCUCAGUUAUCGGCACCUGUUCUACCAAAGCAAGCUGGGAGCCGACGAUGUUCCGUCUCUCGACGUCUACUGCUUUGAGCAGGUAAUGGCUCUCAUGCCAUUGGCCAUGGGACGUAUGGCCUUUAGGAGUCACGCGGACAGAUCGAGCGUUCAGACCCUCGUUUCCCGAAUGGUACACGAGAUAAAAAAGUCUUUGCUGCUAUUGCUGGAACGGAGUGACGUCAGUUGGCUCACAGACGAAUCCAAAGCCGUCGCUAUUCAAAAGAUAAGAAAGGUUCAACUCGUGCAGCAGCCUUUCAACAGCACAAUCAUAGAUCCAGAUACACCAGACGUGUUGUUGGAAGACAGCUACUACCUGAACAAUCUGGUCAUCUACCUGCAGGCCAAAGCAAAAGCCCACUGGCGCACCCUUGGGCGCCUCAAUUACGCAGGCGGGGUCGCCGUUCCGCAACUGCGUCUUAGCAUAACAUAUGAUGUCUACAGAAAUGCUAUUAUCGUACCGACGCUUAUUGCAAGGCCGACAAUCCUGACGCCAGAACUCAGUCCAUCGAUUAACUUUGGCGCAUUUGGCUAUUUGGUCGCACAUGAGAUGCUUCGAGGCAUUAUGUUCAGUGGUAGCAUGAUUGACGAGAACGGUAGCCUGCGAAAGUGGUAUUUCCGAGACACAUCUGCGAAGUUUCGGAUCCUUGUCAACUGCUUCGAGUCCAUGCUUCGACGUACCAUCAAUAACGAGCUCAUGGACAGGGUACGAACUCGAAAUGUCGCCUUAUCACAGACAAUCAACCGAGAACUGGUCAUCGGGUCCACCGCUUUGCCAGCUGUCUUCAAGGCUUACAGAACGUUCAUGGCCAUGUACGAGGGCGAAGCGGAAUUCAGUUCAUUGCCACGCGUGCGCUUCACCCAGAACCAACUGUUCUUCUUAUAUUUUGCGAAGAGCUGGUGUCACACGAAGAGAAAGGUCUACGAACCGUACUACAUCGAGGACACCAACGAACCCCCUCCUGAUUUGAGGGUCAACCAGAUACUGAUGGACUUUGAGAAAUUUGGAAAAACCUUCGACUGCCAACUGGGGACUAUCAUGACUCCCCAUUUCAAGUGCGCCACCUGGUAGACACUACAGUACCCUAUUUAGUGACUCCAGUAUAGACACUGCAUGCGCUGCAUCAUCUUCGAACCAAGGAUUCGUCGGGGCAAAUAACCAUGGACUAUAGACCGUUUCAAAAUGUGCAUGCUGACGGAUUAUAUAUAUUUCUGUUCCAGGUCACGUCGACCUCGACGUAUCUGAAUGCGAAUAUAGUUUCGAUAUUGAAGAAGCUCGUGCUACGUGUGAUAAAAGCGCUGCGCGUGUAUUGUGCGUAACGUUAACUUCUCAACUUCUCAACGUCGUUUUGUUUGAAACUCAUGUUGGCAAGUUUCCUUCGUAGAUAAAUUGCGACAAAGUUACUUAAGCACGUGGUACAGCGCAACGCUUACAAACGAGACUUGUCUUACUUUAGAAGAAAACAAAAUGGCUGUGUUUUGUGCCAUUAUGUCCUCAUUCAGAUGUACGUACUUCCCGAUAGCCUAAUUUGAUCCUUGUGCCGUCAUUGCUAAGCCUAUC